UCCAGGCCGAGACUCGGAGGCCCAAGGAAGGUGAGCGAGGAUUCUACUCGGCUCUGUUCGGACGCUCGUCUGGCCGGCGUCCCUGGAGGUGGUGGUUGCGAACCUGGAGGCUGUGGGCAUCAUGGUGGGAGGCUUGAAGAGGAAACACUCGGACUUAGAUGAGGAAGAGGAGGAAAAGAAAUGGGACUGCAGCCCAGCACGCCUUCAGAGCUAUCACCAGGCCUUGCUCCGAAUCUCCUUAGACAAAGUCCAGCAAAGCCUGGGUCCCCGAGCUCCCAGCCUCCGUAGGCAUGUCCUCAUCCACAACACCCUGCAACAGCUCCAGGCUGCCAUUCAUCUGUCCCCAGCUCCGGCCCUACCCCCUGAGCCCCUCUUUCUGGGCGAAGAAGAUUUCUCCCUUUCCACCACCAUUGGCUCCAUCCUCAGGGAGCUGGAGACCUCCAUGGAGACAGAAUCACCUCAGAUUCCAGUGGCUGCCCCAGGCCUUCAAAAUGAAGGGCUGGCCCAGCCUGGGCCAGUCUUCUUAGAAGCUUUGAGCUCUAAGUACCUGGGGGACUCUGGCCUGGAUGAUUUCUUCAUGGACAUUGACACAUCUGGAGUGGAAAAGGAACCUGCACUGGCUGCCCCAGAACCUUCACACAACCUCUUCUGUGCCCCUGGGUCCUGGGAGUGGAAUGAACUAGACCACAUUAUGGAAAUCAUUCUGGGGUCCUAAAACCCAUCCACAAUCCUUCUUCCAGUCAGCCUUGGUGGGCUGGGUCCCUGGAUGUGACUUUGUGUGUAUGUGUGUGUCUAGACUCUGAAAAAGAGACUGUGACCUCCUUUCUUCCUGUUUCAGGGUUCCACAAACUGUCCCGCACGUGUGUAUGUCUGGUUACCGCAGCCUUCUGUGAAGGUGGCUCUUCCUGAAUUAAUUUAUCUGCUCCAGAUGCCUUAACGAGACUCUUGCUUGGAGUCUGCCUUCUCAUGACCACAUUUCGUCCAUGUCCACCUCCCACUCCCCUGGUUGACCACACAGGGGCCUCAGGAAAGAUAAACUGGGCCAGUCCAAGAGUGACAGCACUGUGCAGCCAGCUUGUUCUGAGGGAGGAGGAGAGACUGGUCUCCCCCCAUCAUCUUCCUCCCAGGCUGAACCCCAUUUCCUUGGCAGAACCCCGGUUCCAGCAGCCUGAUUCAUAACCAGGCCGGACCAUGUGCAAUAAUGGAUGGAAACCACAUUAUAUUUAAGAAAGGCAGGGUUUGUGGGUUUGGGGAUUUUUUUUUUUUAUUAUUGUAAUUUUUUUUUUAAAUAAAAGUAUUUUGGAGAGA
Dipodomys spectabilis (banner-tailed kangaroo rat) is the source of this 1308-nucleotide messenger RNA. It is a transcript of the gene Sertad3, whose product is annotated as SERTA domain containing 3. Bases 122 to 715 code for a protein of 197 amino acids. The transcript is spliced from 2 exons. The record is from RefSeq and is a predicted model, not a curated record. Gene Ontology annotation, biological process: positive regulation of DNA-templated transcription. Lineage: Eukaryota; Metazoa; Chordata; Mammalia; Rodentia; Heteromyidae. Gene Ontology annotation, cellular component: nucleus.